Molecule: messenger RNA, 922 nt
Organism: Beta vulgaris subsp. vulgaris (sugar beet)
Lineage: Eukaryota; Viridiplantae; Streptophyta; Magnoliopsida; Caryophyllales; Amaranthaceae
Product: heavy metal-associated isoprenylated plant protein 47
Exons: 3
Coding region: 127-630 (167 amino acids)
Source: RefSeq, a predicted model, not a curated record
AAUUCCACACGACAGUUAUAAUGCACCUACUUACAAUUUCAUCAACCAAAAUAGAUCUAAACUAACAGGUAGUUAAUUCCUAAAUUGUCUUCUCCUCCAAGAUUAGCAGACAUUAUAUCAGAAAAAAUGAAGCAAAAGAUUGUCAUAAAAGUACAAAUGCGCUGUGGAAAAUGCAGGAAAGAGGCCAUGAAGAUUGCUGCCAGUGCAGAAGGGGUGAUAUCAGUAACCAUGCAAGGGAAAGACAAAGACGAGAUUGUGGUGGUUGGAAAUGAGGUUGAUUCAGCUGGUUUAUGUGCGGCGUUAAGGAAGAAAGUAGGGAUUUCUAAUUUAUUGAGCGUAGAAGAAGUUAAGGAUCCAAAACCAGAAGAAAAAAAGAAAGAAGAAAAGAAAGCAGUAGAGGAGAAAAAGGCAGAGAAAGUGGAGGAGAAGAAACCAGAGAAAGAGGAAAAGAAACCAGAAAAAGAGAAGACAUCAGAAUCAAAACCAUCAACACCAGAACCAACAAUUAUUUAUCAUCAUUAUCCUCCUAAUUAUAAUUAUCCACCUCCUAAUUAUUAUGGUUGUCAAAAUCCUCCUCAGUGUUACAUGUAUACCUAUGAUGAUCAUAACCCAAGUUGCAGCGUCAUGUGAUUUAUUUAUCAUGUUAAUGAUCUCUGUAAUUUUACCCUUUUCAUUUACGAACAUAAGGGUAAAUAUUGGUAUUUAUGAGAAUAAUAAGGUAAAGUAUGUAACAUUUAAUUUAUUAAAUUUAGAUAAAAGGCAAGAAAUUGCUUCUUAUGUAUUUGAAUAUCAAGUAAUAUAUUGCCUAAAAUGUAGCUAGAACUGAUAAGGUAGCUAAAAUCGAUAAGGUGUAGCUGAAAUCGAUAAAGUAGCUUAUUAGCUUUACUGUUUGGCAGAACUAGUUGAUAGAGUUUGUGAGAAA